Messenger RNA from Trifolium pratense (red clover), 1449 nucleotides. RefSeq lists its product as uncharacterized. The transcript is spliced from 2 exons. The record is from RefSeq and is a predicted model, not a curated record. The coding region runs from base 104 to 943 and encodes 279 amino acids. NCBI's taxonomy places the organism in Eukaryota, Viridiplantae, Streptophyta, Magnoliopsida, Fabales, Fabaceae.
UGCUUGAACCAUAAGCUAAAUUUGAUUCACCCCCAUCAUAUAUAAUUCAUAUAACAAAUUUUAUUUCCUCACACACCUCUUCUCCUUCAUAUCAUCAAAAAUCAUGUAUUCCAUUGCAAAAUUUUCUCACACAAAAGACAAUUCCAUUGCCAAAUUUUCUCAUACAAAAGACACAACCAUGAUGAACACAACAAAAAGAUACACUGAGAUAUCUCAUUUCAGCCAUCCAAAACACAAACUAACAUUCCAAUAUUCCGAAUUUCCAUUCAAAUGUGAUGGCUGCAAAGAAAUUGGCAUAGGCUCACGUUACAAUUGCAACAUUUGUGACUAUGAUCUUCACAUGCAUUGUUCAAUUCCAUCCCCUUCUCUUUUUCACCCUUUCUACCCAAAAUGUUGCUUCCAAUUUCUGUCAAAGCCGCCGGGUGACAUACCCCGUUAUUGCAACGCCUGUGAAAAGAGUGUAACCGGUUUUGUCUAUCACUGCUUUUCAUGUGGUUUUGAUCUUCACCCAUGUUGCGCAAAGCUUCCAAUGAUACUUGAUGAUCACGGUGAAGUGAAGUUAUAUCUAUAUAGGAAAGUGAGUUCUCCAUGUCAGCGUUGUGGACAAAAAGGACGAAGUUGGAGUUACAGGUCGUCAUGUAAGAAGUAUAACCUGCAUGUAGCAUGUGUAAGGGAGAUGAUUGUGGAGAGUUGGCAUCAGAUUUACGUUGGACGAAGCAACGGAAGAACAACAACAAUGGCAACAAUGAUUGAAACAGGGGUUCCUCUGAGUUUGAAGAGUAGUCUGCACACUGCACAGAAUGGCGGGGGAAGAAGCAAAGGGAAGGUGAGGAAGUAUGCUGAGAUGGCUGGAGUGGCUGUACAGAUUGUUGUGUCUGCUGUUUUAGGAGAUCCAACUGUUCUUAUUGCUGGGAUCAUGGGGUCAUUGAUGUCGCGAACUUGAUCGAUCUUGUGGUAUCAUAUUAUUUCAAACAAGAAACGAUACUAGUACUCUACUCGAUUUGAGAGUGUAGUGACCUAUUAAAAUUAUGUUUGAAAAAGAAGUUGCUUGUGUAAUAAUAUUCACAAAGUAACAAUGGCAGUGAUUAGCACUCAAAGUAUAUUGUAUAUAUACCAUGGUUAACUUCAAGUUCAACAAUGGCCGCUAAACUCAAUUUUUGUUUUUGUGUAAACCUGUGUAAAUCAGUAUCCUGUGCGCGCAACUGCAGAGACUAAUCACUCCAGCUUUGUAAGAUCCAAAUGAGCGGCAAACACUUUGUAAGAGUUUUAACGUUGCUGCAUACCCAAAUCAGAGAUCGAAUUUAGCGUUAAACUAGAAGAGACAUGUGUCAUUUCAUCUAAGCGUUUUUGGGUUGGUCCAUCUAAACCUUGUUAAGAAGAAAUUGUUGCAUGACACAUAGCAUUUAUAAUUGUAGAAAAGAUUAAAAGAGUGACACAUUACUUUAGAUA